Molecule: messenger RNA, 3570 nt
Organism: Cylindrotheca closterium
Lineage: Eukaryota; Bacillariophyta; Bacillariophyceae; Bacillariales; Bacillariaceae
Source: the annotation of a GenBank genome assembly
AUGAACAACAGUUGGUCUUCGAACAAACCAGCAUAUUCGACGCAAAGCAGUGCGCUGCUUGAAGAUGGCGAAAGCAACACCGACAAUCCUGAUGCCGACCACCACCAUGAGCACGAUGAGCACCAUGAUCAUAGAAGAAUAAGUCUAAUCAGUGAACGAUCUUCAAUGAAAAGCAAGAGCUUGACCGAAUCCGAGACAAUGUCGUCUGCCCAUCGGUCUCGCGAUGAAGUACAAGAAGUUAGGAAUGCUUCUCGCAAUGAGGAUCGCAGCGUCAAGUUGUGGCGCUUGGCUCUCUUUCUCUUUAUUCUGGCAACUGGAAUCUCGGUAUCCUACCUCACAUAUCACUUCUUGCUCGAUGAGGAAAAGGAAGAGUUCAAUAUCGCAUACGAUCAAUUCUCCGAUGCUCUUGAAGCUGCUGCAAUCCGACAACAGAAAGACAUCCGUGAGGCCUAUCGCACCUUUGAGACCAUCAUAUCCAAUUACGCCGCAGGGGCCAACGAAACAUGGCCAUUCGUGUCACUGCCACUGUUUGAAUCCUUUGGAAAACAUAUCAUUGAAAUCUCUGGCACCGAGGUCUUCUCUCUCUUUCCUGUCGUCACUCGGGAAAACCAAGAAGCUUGGUUAAAAUUUACUGACCAGCACUAUGAGAGCAUGGUCAAAGAGGCCCAUAUGCUUGAGACAGGGACUCUCGACAAUCUGAAAGAGGUUGGUUAUCAUUCCUACUUCACUGCACCGUCUCCUAAUGGCAUGGUUCCCGAUAUCGAACGUGAUGUUUAUUACCCAGGCUGGCAUUACUCUCCACCUCCUUUUACAUAUGGAAACGUCAAUUGGAAUGUACAAAGUGUUCCAGAUUAUAACGAUAUUAUUGAAGCCCUGUAUGCCUUGCCGGACGAGACACUGCUCACCGGUGUCCGACCGUACGCUGGUGGAGGAACAGCGUUGUCUGAUGAGGAACAUGCUCACAUGCACAGUGAAAUCAAUGAUUCGUCAUCAGACUAUCCACACAGUUUUGUGUUUCAUCCUGUCCAUUUGAAUGCGGAGGAUCCUGACAGUCCAAUUGUGGCAUUCAUUGGCUCGGCCAUGGCUUGGGACUUCUCGCUCCUGCACAUGCUACCGGAAGGGGUGGUUGGGAUCCUUGCUGUAAUCGAAAACAAUUGUGGCCAAACUUUUACAUACAGGAUCAAUGGACCAAAUGCCCUUUAUUUAGGCAUGAAAGACAUGCAUAAGGAAGAGUAUGAGCCAUACGAGCGUGUCGUUGACCUCGCAUUGCACACCAAUCCUGCUUUCGAGUUGACUCCUGGACACUGCCAGUUUACCAUGCACUUGUAUCCAGAUACCGAGUUCGCAGAGCUCUACCUCAGUUCGGCACCAAAGGAUUACGGUCUUUCCAUAGCUGGAUGCUUUGGCUUCAUGAUUCUUGUCUUCUCCGUGUAUAAUGGGUUUGUACACAAGCGAAACGAAAAACUGAUAGCCAGCGCUGCGAGGUCAAAUGCUGUCGUCACGUCACUCUUCCCAGAAAACAUCCGGAACAAGAUCGUAGGCGACAACAAUCCAAGAAACUUCCAUGACCUAGUUGGCUCAGGAUCAGAUCUCGUCAAAGACUUGACGCGCCCGCCUCUCGCAGACUACUUCCCUGUUGCGACAGUGAUGUAUGCAGACAUUUGUGGUUUUACUGCUUGGUCGUCUGUUCGUGAGCCAUCUCAGGUGUUUAAAUUGUUGGAGGCGGUUUACGGUAGCUUUGAUAGACAGUGUCGGCACUCAAAAGUAUUCAAGGUCGAAACACAAGGGGAUUGUUACAUAGCGGCAACUGGAAUUCCAGACUAUUACCGAGACCAUGCCGUGCGCAUGGUGCUCUUCGCUCACAAAAUCUCUCGAAAAAUGAGCAAGUUGACCAAGCAAUUAGAAACAACACUCGGACCUGAUACCGCCGACUUGAAACUCAAAAUUGGUAUCCAUACAGGAGCAGUGACUGCAGGUGUUAUUCGAGGAGACAAGGCUCGUUUCCAACUGUUUGGAGAUUCAGUCAACGUGGCGUCGCGGAUGGAGAGUACAGGGAUCGGAGGAAGGAUCCAAGUCUCGCAAGAAACUGCGGAGUCUUUGCGUUCUUGUGGCAAAGGACAUUGGCUCAUUAGGCGCGACGAAGGCACUGUAAUCGUGAAAGGAAAGGGCGACAUCCAAACAUACUGGAUUGGGAAAGUUAUUGAGCCCAAGAGAAUCUCGACAGCUCCAACUGCCAAAAGUGAUAGCGCAUCUGAAACAUCUGCAAGUGAGCGCAACUUGGAGGGCCCUUUUGCAGAGCAAUUGAAUAGUGCUGAUGGCCGAGAAGAUCGUUUGGUCGAGUGGAACGCCACAGUUUUUCUGGCGAUACUUCAGCACAUCGUCGCAAGACGAGAUGCUUACGCUUCUGCUUCACAUGAAAUGGAGUUUGCAUCGGCUCAUGAUCUCUCUUUGGCAACUGCGAUGAAGAGCGAUUUCAAGCCACUGGAUGAAGUCCGAGAAAUCAUUGCGCUUCCUAAAUUUGACCCAGAAGUAGCACAAUCCGAGCAAGACCCACAUACGAUUGAGAUCCCAAGUGUUGUCGUUACCGAGCUAAGACAAUUCAUCAGCACCAUCUCCGGCUUCUAUCGAUCGAAUCCAUUCCACAACUUUGAGCAUGCUAGCCAUGUCACAAUGAGUGUCAUCAAGCUGUUGUCGCGAAUCAAAGCACCGACUGACCUGGAAAUGAUGGAAGGCAACGAUGAGGAUGAGGAAAAAUACCACGACAUCCAUGCUCAAAGUCUGCAUGAUCAUACGUAUGGAAUCACAUCUGAUCCGUUGACUCAAUUUGCAUGUGCAUUUGCUGCCUUGGUACAUGACGUGGAUCAUGAGGGUGUACCGAAUGCACAGCUGGUAAAAGAGAAAGCAGCAAUCGCCACUUUGUACGACAGUCGUAGUGUUGCCGAGCAGAACAGUCUGGUAAUUGCCUGGAACUUGUUCAUGGGCGAACGAUUUGAAAACCUUCGUGAUUGUGUUUGUUCGACGCCAGCAGAAUUAAGUCACUUUCGAAUGUUGGUUGUGAAUGCUGUCAUGGCGACUGACAUUGUGGAUAAGGACUUGAAGCAGCUUCGCAACAACCGAUGGGACACGGCUUUUAAGCGAAGCUCUGUUGGCUUCAAAGACAAUGGAAAUCGAGACAAUAUUAAUCGCAAGGCUACAAUUGUGAUUGAACAUUUGAUUCAGGCAUCGGACAUUAGUCACACAAUGCAACACUGGCAUGUGUAUCGAAAGUGGAACGAGCUUUUCUUUAGGGAGUGCUACAAAGCAUGGAAAGAAGGCCGAGCGGACAAAGAUCCAAGUGUGGAUUGGUACAAGGGAGAGAUUGGAUUCUUUGACUUUUACAUCAUCCCGCUAGCUAAGAAACUGGAGAGCUGUGGAGUGUUUGGAAAAUCAAGUGAUGAAUUCUUGAACUAUGCAAGAAGUAAUCGGGCAGAAUGGGAAAGUCGUGGUGAAGACGUGGUGCGAGAAAUAUUGGAGAGUAUAAAGCAGGAGGAAAGGCAUGAUAAACUUCUUGAUCAGAUUUACUCUGACUAA